Messenger RNA from Limanda limanda (common dab), 2600 nucleotides. RefSeq names its product zinc finger protein 567-like. The record is from RefSeq and is a predicted model, not a curated record. Gene Ontology annotation, molecular function: RNA polymerase II cis-regulatory region sequence-specific DNA binding; DNA-binding transcription factor activity, RNA polymerase II-specific. Lineage: Eukaryota; Metazoa; Chordata; Actinopteri; Pleuronectiformes; Pleuronectidae. The transcript is spliced from 3 exons. The coding region runs from base 138 to 1718 and encodes 526 amino acids. Gene Ontology annotation, biological process: regulation of DNA-templated transcription.
UAUCGGAUUAACUCUUCUACUACACACGUGGUUUUGUUGCGUUUAUAACAUUUGUCAGCAGAAGUAAAGCAAGUCGUCAUCUUCCGUAUUCGGUCUUCGCUGCGUUCUCGGAGAAGUUAGUUGGCUAAAGCGUUCGAAUGGAAAUGUCUUCACUCCUGAGUUUCAGACAGUAUAUCAACGAGAGGUUACACACUGCUGCUGAAGACAUAUUUGGAUGUUUUGAAGCGGCUGUCGCAAAGUACGACGAUGAGAUCGGUCGUCAGCGCAGAGUGCUGGAUGUAACUUUGAAACCUGUAGUAGAGCUGCAGAGAAAAGAGCUCCCACAGCGACAUGUCUGUAUCAAGGAAGAGUUUCCUGCUGACCUGCUGGAGAGGAACCCCAGUCCAGACCAAGAGGAGCCAGAACCUCCACAGAUUAAGGAGCAGCAGGAGGAGCACUGCAUCGAGCUCCCAGAGCAGCAUUUUCUGAUUGAGGAUGAGUUUCCAUCUGACCAGCAGCUCUGGAACCUUGAGAGGAACCCCAUUCUGGACCAAGAGGAGCCAGACCCUCCACAGAUUAAAGAGGAGGAGGAGCACUGCAUCGGUCUGGAAGUAGAGCAGCUUGUACUGAAGCAGGAGGAUCAUGAUAACCUUUUGUUGAAUCCUACUUUCAUGGAAAGUGACCACAGUGAACCAGAACCAAGUGACCACCAGCUCCUCUCCCACAGCUCAGCUCAGAGCCAAGAUCUCAACGGACACAAGCAUGGAAACUUAAAAUCAGUUAUAAAUGCAGAGCAGGCAUCAGAAAAGGGACAUCAUUACAUCACAAGAGCAAAAGAAAGCACAAGUCCCAGUAACCUUGCAUGUAGCACUACCAUGUCAAAGAUUGUCCCGAAUAUCUACAAGAGUAAAAAGGUUUUUCAGUGUGACACUUGUGGAAAAGUCUUUAAGUGGAGGUCCGGAUUCAAUGGACAUUUGAAGGUGCAUACAGGGGAGGAAAACCAUACUUGUGAAAAAAGUUUCACAACUUGCACAAAUUUGAAGAUCCAUGAGAGAUCACACAUGGUUGAGAAACCUUUUUCUUGCAAAACUUGUGGGAGAAGUUUUAAUCUUAGAAGUAACCUGCAUGUCCACAAGAGAACGCACACGGGCGAGAAACCUUUUACUUGCAAAACUUGUAGGAGAAGUUUUACAACUAGAAUGAAUCUGCAGGUCCACGAGAGAACACACACGGGCGAGAAACCUUUUUCUUGCAAAACAUGUGUGAGAAGUUUUAUUCAGAGACAUCAGCUGCAGGUCCACGAGACAACGCACACGGGCGAAAAACCUUUUUCUUGCAAAACUUGUGGGAGAAGUUUUACAACUAAAAAUGUCCUAAAGAUACACGAGAGAACUCACACUGGCGAGAGACCUUUUACUUGCAAAACGUGUGGGAGAAGUUUUACAACUAGUACGAAUCUGCAGGUCCACUUGAGAACACACACGGGCGAGAAACCUUUUCCUUGCAAAACUUGUGGGAGAAGUUUUACAACUAGAAAUGUCCUAAAGAUACACGAGAGAACUCACACAAGCGAGACAGCUUUUACUUGCAAAACUUGUGAGACAAGUUUUAAAUGUGUAAGAAGGUUGAAAGUCCACAUGAGAAGCCAUAAAGGGGAGGAGUCGUAUCUCUGUACAACUUGUGGGGAAAGAUUUGUUAUCAAAUCACUUCUAACAAAACAUUUGAUCACCCACACAUAGCAAAACUGAUAUUUUUGUAAAAUGUUUGACAGAUCUCUGACUUGCCAGUUUAUACAAAGUCCACAGGAGAAUACAUCCAGUUGAGAAGCCACACCAUGGCAACAUGAGAGGGAUAAGAUUUGCUCAAGCGUUGUCAAAGAAGUUGUUACUUAGUUAUUGAUUCAUUAAUAAGUGAUACCACAGUUAGCGACAACAAUACUGGAAAUGUUUCCAGGGGAUCAAACAAGUGAUGAACCUUGUUGUAGUUCAAUGCUUUAUGAAGUUCCAUCACCACUCAUGAGUAGCACAUUUCAAUAACUCACAAAGCAUUGAACUAAAUCCAGGUUCAUCACUUACAUUUACACAAGAGAAAUUGUCUACAUUUACAUUAGCUGCAUCUCUGUAACUGAAUGUGUAAAAUAUCCCAUUGAGGAGACAUCACAAUAUCUUUGAUGAAGUACAUGGUCAACAACAUUUGCUGAAGUGCCCACGUUUCAGUUCGUCAUGUGACUGUCAUUGAUAUUUACAUCUGUAAAGGAAGUGAUGUUUUCAACCAUGUCUUUUUGUUUAUUCAUUUAUCAGCCAUUUAUACCAAAUGGUGCAAGGAAGGGGACGGGGGUGAGAGACAUUGAUUGAGUUAAAGUGGCAGAUCCAGGAUAUUUUAUUAUAACUUGAGAGAUGUUGUCAAUAUGUCAGGAAAGACUGUGGAUCAAGAUGUAAAAAUCUGACAUAUUUGUGGUACAGAAAUUUAUAAGAACACAGUAUGUGGUGCAGAUAAUCAGAUGACAUCCCUUUUUCUUUUCUUUUUCUAUUACAAAAGAAGAAAAUAUGUUGUUAAUGUUUACACAGUCCUAAAUAGCUGUCACUGUAAAUGGUUGUUCUUUUGUACUACGUGUAUUCAAU